This is a messenger RNA of Emiliania huxleyi CCMP1516, 541 nucleotides long. RefSeq lists its product as hypothetical. NCBI's taxonomy places the organism in Eukaryota, Haptophyta, Isochrysidales, Noelaerhabdaceae. The transcript has a single exon. The annotation marks the transcript as partial. The record is from RefSeq and is a predicted model, not a curated record.
AGCGGGCGCGCGUCCUCUGCUCGUGGGGCGAGUCGGAUCCGACCGCUGCGGCCGUCGGUUCCAGAGUCGAGAUCCGCUCUCUGGUCUCGCGGCCGUCGAUGAACGGCAAGGUCGGCGUCAUCGUCUCCGCAAACGCUUCGACGGCCCGCUUCGGCGUGCGCGUGGCGGGCGAGGCCAAGGCGCUCGCACUGAGGCGCGCAAUGCAAUGGUCUCUCCCCGACUCGCCGGAGCCUCUCUUGAAUACCCCAUGCCUCUGCCCUCCCUCAGGCCGGCCAACUUGCAGCCAGCGGCCGAGGCGGUGGAGGUGGGCAGGCUCAUCCUCAAGGCGGCGGAGUGGUCGCCGCAGUCGCACGAGCUCUUCCCGGAGCCGGCUCGCAAGCGGGCGGUCGAGGUGAUGCGGCUGGGCUACCUGAUCGCCUGGGACGAGGCGCGCUUCGACAGCCGCGAGGGAGCGGCUCCAGAGCUGGCUGACGUCUGGCGCGGCUUUGUGCUGCCAAGGGUGGUGGUGCGACUGACUGCACAAGCCACAACGGUCCUGUGU